GAGUUCCUUAAUGCGGAGUGACGGGGAUGCAAUAGCUUUGCCGCUAACGCCAAUGCAGUGGUUAGCUAACCAAGCUCUUCUGACCAUUUAGAGGUUCUCGCUGUAAAACAUAAUGAGCUCUAUCGGGACCGGGUAUGACUUGUCUGCCUCCACUUUUUCACCGGAUGGCAGGGUAUUUCAAGUUGAGUAUGCCAUGAAAGCGGUGGAAAACAGCAGCACAGCAAUUGGGAUCCGCUGCAAAGAUGGAAUAGUGUUUGGUGUAGAGAAGCUGGUCUUGUCUAAACUCUACGAGGAAGGUUCCAACAAGCGCAUCUUCAAUAUUGAUCGUCAUGUUGGAAUGGCUGUGGCAGGGCUUCUCGCAGAUGCCAGAUCUCUCUCUGAGGUGGCAAGGGAAGAGGCCUCCAACUUCCGCUCCAACUAUGGCCAUGACAUCCCUCUGAAGCAUCUGGCAGACAGAGUCGCCAUGUACGUCCAUGCCUACACGUUGUACAGUGCAGUACGGCCUUUUGGAUGCAGUUUCAUUCUCGGAUCUUAUGAUGAAGAUGAUGGUCCUCAGCUCUACAUGGUUGACCCUUCAGGAAUUUCAUAUGGUUACUGGGGCUGUGCCAUUGGAAAAGCCAAGCAAGCCGCAAAGACAGAGAUUGAGAAACUUCAGAUGAAAGAAAUGACGUGCAGAGAGCUGGUGAAGGAGGUUGCAAAAAUCAUCUACAUUGUACAUGAUGAAGUGAAAGACAAAGCCUUUGAGUUGGAGCUCAGCUGGGUUGGAGAAAUCACGAAAGGCAGACAUGAGCUGGUCCCUAAGGAUAUCAAAGAAGAGGCUGAGAAAUAUGCUAAAGAUUCGUUGGAGGAGGAGGAUGACUCUGAUGAGGACAACAUGUAAACCACUUGCUUAGCAGGCGAUAUUUUCCGCUUGCCUAAUCUAUCCCAUUUUUCAUGCACCCUGACAGCUAUCGACCUCCUUAAUUCAUAAAAUUUCUUUUAUAUAUGUUUUGUAGUCAAUGGACCGAUUGAGUCCUAUGUUUUCUUUUGAGGGUUUAAAAUAAAAUAAAAAAAGUCCUUUCA
Molecule: messenger RNA, 1062 nt
Organism: Colossoma macropomum (tambaqui)
Lineage: Eukaryota; Metazoa; Chordata; Actinopteri; Characiformes; Serrasalmidae
Gene: psma3
Product: proteasome 20S subunit alpha 3
Exons: 11
Coding region: 113-880 (255 amino acids)
Biological process (GO): ubiquitin-dependent protein catabolic process
Cellular component (GO): proteasome core complex; synapse; proteasome core complex, alpha-subunit complex
Source: RefSeq, a predicted model, not a curated record